Corticium candelabrum is the source of this 1164-nucleotide messenger RNA. Its product is annotated as glycine, alanine and asparagine-rich protein-like. The record is from RefSeq and is a predicted model, not a curated record. Lineage: Eukaryota; Metazoa; Porifera; Homoscleromorpha; Homosclerophorida; Plakinidae. The transcript has a single exon. Bases 1 to 1164 code for a protein of 387 amino acids.
AUGUUCAGAAAAGUGUGCGAGAUGGAGGCGGAGACGGAGACGGAGACGGGGACGGAGACGGGGACGGAGGCGGAGGCGGAGGCGGAGGCGGAGGCGGAGGCGGAGGCGGAGGCGGAGACGGAGGCGGAGACGGAGGCGGAGACGGAGGCGGAGACGGAGGCGGAGACGGAGGCGGAGACGGAGGCGGAGACGGAGGCGGAGACGGAGGCGGAGACGGAGGCGGAGACGGAGGCGGAGACGGAGGCGGAGACGGAGGCGGAGACGGAGGCGGAGACGGAGGCGGAGACGGAGGCGGAGACGGAGGCGGAGACGGAGGCGGAGACGGAGGCGGAGACGGAGGCGGAGACGGAGGCGGAGACGGAGGCGGAGACGGAGGCGGAGACGGAGGCGGAGACGGAGGCGGAGACGAAGGCGGAGACGAAGGCGGAGACGAAGGCGGAGACGAAGGCGGAGACGAAGGCGGAGACGAAGGCGGAGACGAAGGCGGAGACGGAGGCGGAGACGGAGGCGGAGACGGAGACGGAGACGGAGGCGGAGACGGAGGCGGAGACGGGACGGAGACGGGACGGAGACGGAGACGGAGACGGGGACGGAGGCGGAGACGGAGGCGGAGGCGGAGGCGGAGGCGGAGGCGGAGGCGGAGGCGGAGGCGGAGGCGGAGGCGGAGGCGGAGGCGGAGGCGGAGGCGGAGGCGGAGGCGGAGGCGGAGGCGGAGGCGGAGGCGGAGGCGGAGGCGGAGGCGGAGGCGGAGGCGGAGGCGGAGGCGGAGGCGGAGGCGGAGGCGGAGGCGGAGGCGGAGGCGGAGGCGGAGGCGGAGGCGGAGGCGGAGGCGGAGGCGGAGGCGGAGGCGGAGACGGAGGCGGAGACGGAGACGGAGACGUGGACAGGGACGAAAACGGAGAUGUGGACGGGGACGAAAACGGAGACGUGGACGGGGACGAAAACGGAGACGGGGACGGGGACGGAGACGGAGACGAAGACGGAGACGGGGACGAAAACGAAGACGUGGACGGGGACGAAACUGAGACGGGGACGAGGACGAAGACGGAAACGGAGACGGGGACGGAGGCGGAGACGGGACGGAGACGGAGACGGAGACGGAGGCGGAGACGGAGGCGAAGACGUGAACGGGGACGAAAACGGAGACGGGGACGGGGACGGUGA